AUGCACAAAACUGAUUUGAUGGAAAUAACUGUUAUAAUUUUGAUAAAGAUUACUUCUGCUGAACAUCAAGAUCAUGUGAUACUUUGGGAUGCUAGUAAUUGGAGGUUUAAAGGGAACAGAAAUCAGAUUUACGUCAACGAAGGUGAUAAUCUGAUUUUUAUUUGCCCAUCAAACAGAACCUUCUCACAAAAUCUAUAUUGGACAGACGACCAUCGGGUACAGCUGAAAUGCCAGGAAACAUUGCAAAUCAAAGUUGUCAAGCUGUUGGAUUGUUUUGACAACAAAUCAGUCAAAGAAUUUGUGUUGAAAGUUAGUCAGUUCCCGGAAAUUGUGUCACUUCCAAUUUUUCGUCACAAUUCACCAAUACAUUUCGUAGCCCAGUCUGUUAUAUGUCAACAAAAUAAUUUUCGUUUAAGUGCCACACUAGCCAGUGAUAACACAACGUAUUCUUCCUCAGCAAUAACCGAUCCUUCGUCAUCCCCUUCUCUGAAAUUAAACAAUGAAUUAAAUAGAGCCUCUUCGUAUAAUUUUACCAAAGGGAAUAUAAACUUUCCACCAAAUUCUUCAUCUCAAUAUCCGAAUACUGAUUUGUAUAAACCAGACGGAACAGAUUGGAAAGAAUAUCGAUUUCUACUUUUACCAGCCAUAUUGGCAUUAUUCACGCUGAUUGGUAUGCAGAUUGUUUUGUGUAGCUUUUGGCUGCCGAAUUCAAUCGUCGACAUACUAUUAAAAUGUUUCAGUCAAUGCCAACAUUUUACUAAGCAUAAGACACCAACAGAUCUUGAAAGCAAUGCAUUUGAAACAGAAAUUCAGAUCGAAGAUCAUGAAAAUUUCUCAUGUCAAACAGUAAACAUACAACAGUAA
Messenger RNA from Heterobilharzia americana, 864 nucleotides. Lineage: Eukaryota; Metazoa; Platyhelminthes; Trematoda; Strigeidida; Schistosomatidae. The record is from the annotation of a GenBank genome assembly.